AAUUCAAAAAAUCAAUCGAUGGAGUUCGGCGGUGGUCUUGGCAGAUUUGUCGGCUCCGCAACGGCUCCAAAUUUAUGCCGUGAGAUUAUCGAGGUACCUGGCGGCGCUGAGUGGAAAAUCCGAAAUUUGCAAGAAACUGCGCCGGAAUUCUCCUGGAAAUACCCGGGAAGCUCGGUUAUUGUCAACUAUCACUUCAAGAGACUUCAGAACCUGGAUUCUCCGAUAUUCGACGAAAAUGAGAAAAUGUUCUACGGAAAAGUGUCGCAUUUCAUGUCCCCGGUGGAAAUUUCGCUCCAACCAAAAUAUCUGAGCACCGCCCGAAAAUCGAUAAUGGAACAGUUGAAUGCCACGUAUCAAAGUACACAAGUUGCUGAGUUUCAAGAAGAUCAGAUUUUCGUCCCAGUGGCGUGUGCUGUUCAGGAGUUGGGAAUUUGGUAUCGAGGACGUAUUGCGCAGAUUUCGGGAGAAGCCCAUGUUGUCGUCGAGCUAAUCGAUUUUGGAACUCAAAUUCUUGUGCCACGUCACAAAGUUCUUCCGUUGACCCGCCGAUUCGGCAGAGCUCCGCCCCUUUGUCUGAAGUGCCGAGUUGCCGGAUUAUCGAUUAAUGACCUGGAAAUCAAGGAUCUUCACGAUUUUAAAAAUAUCAUUGAGGAGUGUCAAGCCUUGUUCCGUGUCGAAAUUAAGUCUGUCGAUGAGCCGCAUUUGAUUGACCUCUACCAUCCGACAAUUGCCGGUCGCAAUGUGUGUCAGCAGUUUUUCCGGCGUCCUGAAGAUGUGGCAAAGUUGGAUAGAAUUGAGAGAAGCUGGGAGACACACUGCAAGAAAAUGAACGAAGAAUUUGACGAUGACGAGGACUUUGAAGAGGAACACGGUGACGGAGACUACUUCCCAACUUCUAUCCAGAAACCCCAUCUGCCAGAAAUUCCACGUCAGCAAUACAUAAAACGUCUUCCAAAGUGCCAACGUGCUCCACGCUUCGAACAAGAUCUCUUGCUCAUUGAGCACAUUGAGAACUCUCAGCUCGUCUAUCUACAGUACCCCUGGCAGCGGGAAAAACGACAAGAACUUGACAAAGCUCUACAUGACGCGUGGCACACUUUGCCAAGUGUUCCAAAGGACCUUCGUACGGAAAAUCAGCUGGUUGCAAUAAGCAAUCGCCGGCUGAGAGGUGGAAUGGUUUGCAGAGGAGUCAUUUGUGAAGACGAUACUGUACUUUUGGUGGAUUACGGUAGAUAUGUGAGAUGCCCGACAAAUGGUGAUUUUAGAUUGCUCCCCGCUCAUGGAUUGUUUAUGGAAGAGCCUAUGGUUACCGUAAUUUCCUUGGUCCGCGGAGUCAACCUACAUAACCCACACCACUCGGAAACUCAAUUCUUACAUCAAAAAUUGCCACGUGGCGCUCAUGUGCACUUCAGAUGGGACAAGAAAUCGAAGACAACUCCACUAAGAGGAAAAUUAAUUUCAAAUGGAGCGUGUUUGAAUGAUCAAAUGGUGAAAUUCCUUGAAUCCCAAAAAAUUGAUGGUCACUGCCGCCAACUCGACAUAUAUCGUCCACGUGUCAACCACAAAUUGCCACGUGACAACCACGUGUACAGAUCCAUGUGCCAUCCACAUUAUUCAAAAGGAAUCAAGGAAUUUUUGUGGAUUUGAAGAAAAAAUUGAGGAAAAGGAUGGAAAUAAUGAGGGAAACAGUGAAACUUUUAAUGGAAAAUUUAUUGAUUUUCAACAAUUUUUUUUGUAAUUUAUUUUUUGUGUUUUUUUUCGAUUAAAUAAAGGUUAGAGGGUAGUCAGAAU
Molecule: messenger RNA, 1791 nt
Organism: Caenorhabditis elegans
Lineage: Eukaryota; Metazoa; Nematoda; Chromadorea; Rhabditida; Rhabditidae
Gene: Y39B6A.25
Product: Tudor domain-containing protein
Exons: 9
Coding region: 19-1647 (542 amino acids)
Source: RefSeq, marked reviewed